Molecule: messenger RNA, 3529 nt
Organism: Triticum aestivum (bread wheat)
Lineage: Eukaryota; Viridiplantae; Streptophyta; Magnoliopsida; Poales; Poaceae
Product: disease resistance protein RPM1
Exons: 5
Coding region: 339-3089 (916 amino acids)
Biological process (GO): defense response to other organism
Molecular function (GO): ADP binding
Source: RefSeq, a predicted model, not a curated record
AGCACCAUAAACACAAUAUAAUUUCCUCCUGGAAGGACGAGCUUCUUUGUGAGGACGACAAGAUCUUUCAAGCAAGAAGGUAUGCGGGAGUAGUUCCCUCUUUGUCUUGGUUCAAAUUUCAGAUUCAGAAACGAACAAGGCAGGUUCACCAACACCGAUCAGAUCUGGGCAGAUUCCUAAGCACAAUAAAGAUUUCUCCAGGAAGGUCUGGCCGAUCUUCUUAAUUUUUGACAACACCAAGGUCUGGCGAGUGUGAGGUGAACUUUCUGAUGAUACUGAGGAAAGUAUACAACUAGGACGCCACCAACCAACGAGGCAUUAACAAGCCUCAGAAAGUAAUGGCGGAGAUUGUGAUCCUUCUAGCCAUUAAAAAGAUUGGAAUUGCCUUGGCAAAAGGAGCGGCAGACCAGGCCAGUGUACAGUUAGCAAAGUUCGGGGCACAACUACUGGAGCUACAGGGUAGCAUGGGUCGUGUUGCCAGGGAGCUUCGGGUAAUGCAUGAUGUUCUAUGUGAAAUGGACAUUCGAAACCGCAGCAAUCAAGUAUAUGAGGGCUGGUUAGAGGAGGUACGCAAAGUAGCACAUGUGAUGGAGGAUAUGGUGGAUGAGUACUUGUAUCUAGUUGGUCGAGAACAUGAUAUAGGUUGUUGUUUCUUCCUGAAGAAAGGGUUCAAAAAGCCAAGAUCACUGCUUUGUUUGAAUCAGAUAGCUCUCAGAGUGAAGGAACUGGAGAAAGACCUUUCACACCUGUCAGAGACAAAAAACCGUUGGGUUCCCAUGAUAAACAACGGGGAUUCUAGCAACCUCAGUUACAUUGUCAAGAGAUCCCAAGAGCUAGCAAACAUUUCACGCUUAAUUGAUGAAGAAGAUCUAGUGGGGGUGGAUAAAAACAGAGAAAAACUCGAGCAAUGGUUGGGGGGUGAUGAUCAGAAAUGCUCUGUGAUAGCUCUGCUCGGAAUGGGAGGUCUUGGUAAAACUGCUUUAGCUGCAAAUGUCUACAAGAGGGUGAGGGAGAAAUUCCAGUGCUAUGCCUGGGUCUCCAUCUCUCAAACUUAUUCUAGAGAAGAUGUCUUGAGAAAUAUGAUCAAAGAACUUUUUAAAGACAAUGCUAGUGCUCUAUGUAGCACUCUGUCCAUGGACAUCAUGAGCCUUGAAGAGACACUAAAGAAAUAUCUGGAGCAAAGAAAGUACUUGAUCAUAUUGGAUGAUGUUUGGGAUCUGGAAGCAUUCCAUGAUUUGUCAAGGAUGCUUACUCAUAAUGAUAAGGGCAGUAGAGUGAUACUUACAACAAGGGAAGCCAGCAUUGCCGCACUUGCCUCUCAAGGACAUAGCUUAACAUUGAAAGCUUUACCAGAAGACAAGGCAUGGGAUCUCUUUUGUAAGAAAGCCUUUCCAAGAGAUACAAAUCAUGAAUGUCCUACAGAAUUGAAGCCAUCAUCCAAGGAGAUAGUUAGCAAGUGCAAAGGCUUGCCUCUUGCUGUUGUGUCAGUUGGUAGCCUCUUGAGUGCGCGUGAGAAAACCGUGGAAGAAUGGAGAAGAAUAAAUGAUCAACUAAGCUGGGAGAUAAUUAACAAUUCAAGUCUGGACCACAUAAGGAAUGUUUUGCAUCUGAGCUUCAUCUACCUCCCAACAUACUUAAAAAGUUGUUUCCUGUACUGCAGCUUAUUUCCGGAAGACUAUCUUUUCAAAAGGAAACAACUUGUACGGUUAUUCAUCGCUGAGGGGUUCAUCGAGGAGAGGGGUGAAAGCACACUAGAAGAAGUGGCAGAAGGCUAUCUAAAAGAGUUGGUUGACAGAAACAUGCUACAACUUGUUGAGAGGAACUCGUUUGGUAGGGUGAAGAAAUUCAGAAUGCACGAUCUCGUACGUGAACUGGCAGUUGAUUUGUGCAAGAAGAACUGUUUUGGUGCUAGUUAUGAGGAUCAGUGUGGGGGGUCUCUUGAGAUGGAUGGACGUCGGUUGGUGCUUCACAAAGUAAAGAAGGAUAUUCAACAGCCAUUUUCCAAUAUGCACCAACUUCGUACUGUCAUUACACUGGGCGAUAGCAAGUCAUCAUGCACCUUACUACCUCUGCUUUGCACGGAGUCAAGAUAUUUGACAGUGCUAGAAUUAAGUGGUCUACCCUUGGAGAUGAUUCCAGAUGCUAUUGGGGAUCUUUUUAAUCUCCGCCAUUUGGGUUUGCGGGGUUCAAAGGUGAAGAUGCUCCCGAAGACUAUUGAGAACCUUUCAAAUUUGUUGACACUCGACCUUUAUGAAUCUGAUAUACAUAAGCUGCCUAGUGGGAUUGUGAAACUGAAGAAGCUUAGGCACUUGUUUGCUGAGAGAGUAAUUGAUGCAGAAGGAGAUUUUGAAUGUCGGAGUGGUGUGUGUAUCCCCAUUGGUCUUGGAAAUCUGACAAACCUACAGACGCUACAGGCAUUGGAAGUACAAGAUGAGUGUCUUAGGCAUUUAGGGGAGCUGAGGCAAAUGAGAAGCUUGAGGUUAUGGAAUGUGAAGGGAAUGUACUGUGGACGCAUCAGUGAGUCUCUAGUUCGGAUGCCGUAUCUGUCCAACCUAGAUGUGAAUGCUAGUGACGAGGACGAGGUUCUCUUGUUGAAUGUCUGCCUGCCAAGCCUGCAAAAGCUAAGUCUGAGAGGACGACUAGCGGAAGGGGCGUUGGACGAGUCUCCUCUCUUCCAAGCUGAUGGGGGCCAGAACUUGUAUGUAUUGUAUCUAUCUUGGUCACAGCUGAGAGAAGACCCCCUACCAUCCCUUUCUCGGCUGGCAAACAUGACGUGUCUACACUUCACCAGAGCAUACAACGGAGAGCAGCUGUCAUUUCUCGUGGGAUGGUUUCCCAAGCUAAAGGUUCUCUCUCUAAGAGACCUGCCUAAUCUGAGUCGUCUAGAGGUACAGCAAGGUGCCAUGGCGAGCCUGGAGGAACUAUUCUUGGCCAACCUCAGCAGCAUGACGGAGGUCCCAGCUGGCAUUGAGUUCCUCCUUCCCCUCCAGCAUCUAUCCUUCUUGGAAAUCACCAAUGACUUCUUGACGAUGCUGUACCAAUGUUCUGUACUUGAAGAGCAGAUGUGGCACUAUUCUCUCCGAGACUGACCUGCGACACUAGCCAGGAAAUGUGUAGGUUGCCGGCCGGAAGGGGGAUGCUUCAUUGUUUGGGCCGCAUGCGUAUUCGAUUCAGUGUGUGAUGGCGGUCAAUGCAUCUGAAGGUGCAUUAUAUUCGUGUUGCUGCUGCUGAUAUGCCACUAUACCUCGGUCAACCUGCGUCUCCUCUGCUUUUAUGGGACGUGCUGCGGCCUCGUGCUUUUAUUAAAUAAAAACGAUGCUUGUUGUAUGACUGCGAGCGAGCUAUAUUUCCAUAUUCAGACUUAUUUUCGUGUUGUUUGUUUUACGAAUUAAGGAGCUCUCCGCUCCAGAUUUUAUUUCAGAAACUGAUUAAUUAAUGCAUGAUUUCUUUCAGCUAUAUAUGUACUGAUAUUUCGUGAGUGUGCUUGCUCUGAACCUAUUUCAGCUGUGGCUGUUGAAUAAAAACACUU